Penicillium atrosanguineum is the source of this 2154-nucleotide messenger RNA. Its product is annotated as putative C6 transcription factor. Gene Ontology annotation, biological process: DNA-templated transcription; positive regulation of transcription by RNA polymerase II. The record is from RefSeq and is a predicted model, not a curated record. Gene Ontology annotation, molecular function: zinc ion binding; DNA-binding transcription factor activity, RNA polymerase II-specific; sequence-specific DNA binding. NCBI's taxonomy places the organism in Eukaryota, Fungi, Ascomycota, Eurotiomycetes, Eurotiales, Aspergillaceae. The transcript has a single exon. The coding region runs from base 1 to 2154 and encodes 717 amino acids.
AUGAGCAGCACGGGUAACAAGGAUUUCCGCGAUCAGCUUGGCAAGUUCCGUCUCGAUUCUAUCGGACCUUCUGCUCCCCCGGUCUGGUCGCACCCUGCCCUGGAGUCCACACCCAUUCCCGACGGGGCUUCAACACCAUCUUCUCGCAGCAAGCGUGUAUCAACGGCCUGCGACUUCUGUCGCAAGCGCAAGAAGAAAUGUGAUUUCCGCUAUCCCAAUUGCACCGCCUGCACCCGCGCCGGGGUUCGCUGCACCAUUCCCCCACCCGGCCCCCAAGUCGCCAAUGCUUCCGUGCCUCGAGACCAGUUGGAGAACCUGCAGAAAAGAGUGCGGUGGUUGGAGGAGGUAGUGCGCCGAAAAUCAGGUAUCGCCGUGGCGGAGCUGGCCACGGGGACCCCCGUGGAUGGCGAGGGCGAUCCGGACUGGUGGUAUCAGGUCCCCGCGAUGAUCGCGACCGGCGGCAAUCGCCCGUCCACGAACUCGAUGCCCAGCCCAGGCAGUGGCCGUUCAUCUGUGACGACUGGUCCAGCAGGAUCGGAGUCGUCAACUGGGGUAGGCACCGAGCUACCCAACGUGGGCGAGAUUUUUCGCGAUCAGUUGGAGCAUCGCCGACCGUCUGUGGCACGUCCGGCAUCAGCUCCGCGAGUACUACGUCUGUCGUCGUUAAACGAAGCAGAGCGGAUUGCCGGGCAGUACUUUGAUAGCAUGGGCUACCAGUAUCCGUUUACUUCACGCCCGGAAUUCAUGAGCCAUCUUCGACAUAUAUACACUGGUGGCGCGCCGUCGCCGGAAGUUCAUAAUGCCUACCAUAUCAUUAUUGCGAUUUCGCUGUUGAUCGGAUCGGCGGACGCAUCGCAGGCUGCCGAGUUCUACCAUGUAAGUCAGGAGACAUUGCCCUUGGCCCUGCAAAACGAAGACAUGGCCGCCGUGCGGGCUCUGCUGGGCCUGGCGCUAUACACGAUGUUCGCGACAGCUGGCCCGAGCAUUUGGCAUGUCCUGGGUGCCACUAUGCGAUUGUCAAUCAGCAUGGGGCUGCACAAGGCUCGCUCCUACGCGACCGUGGUGGAAGAGGAAAUAGCCAAGCGGGCAUUCUGGAGCCUCUACAACUUGGAUCGUCUCAUCGCAAGCACGCUAGGGCGACCUCUCGGAAUUGCCGACGAAGACAUUAGUGUUGGCCUGCCACGCGAAUUGAACGAAGACGGAAUGGAAGCCCCGGGUGCCAGUUCCAUGACCAUUCCAUUGCAGGUGAUGCGCCUUCGCCAGAUCUUUUCGCGCAUUUAUCGAUACCGUGAGUCUACAAUCACCCCUCUGUCCUGUCUCUCGCGCUAUCCAGUUUCAUAUGCUGACUGGGAAACAGUUUACAGCAGCCUCCCCCGCCCGUCGCCGCAGGAAGUUGCUACCACACUGGGUCAGUUCCGCCGCGAGGUGGACGACUGGCGUAUGGCAGCCCCGGUGUAUCCUUCAGCCCUCCUUUAUUCCACCUCAUAUUACGAUUAUUUGUACUAUACAACUCUACUGCUCAUGUAUCGCCCCAGCCCGCGCAAUCCAACCCCCGACGUGACGAGUAUCGUCAGCUGUGGCGAUUCUAGCAUUCAGGUGAUCCGAUCAUACUGGGACAGCUACUCAGUGGGUAAGCUUAAGUGGAUAUGGUUGACCCUGAGCCAAGUUUACUUUGCGGGCAUCACCAUUUUAUGGUGCUUGGAGCAGAACGCGCGCUCAUUACGCGAGUCCCGCCCUGCGCCAUGGCAUCCCGAGGAGCAGAUGAUGCGCCGUGGAAUCCAGGCGGUCGUCGUGUUACUAGAGGAAUUCGGCAAGCGGCGCCCGGGAGUUGACCGGCUGGCUGAAACAUUCCGACAUCAAAGCACAAUGAUCUUCAGUCAGAUGGCCUACCAGCAGCAGCAACUGGAGCGACAGCAGCAACGACAGCAACAGCAACAGCAACAACCGCAACCCCAGCCUCUUCUGCCUCCCCAACCCCCAGUCACCUUGGCCCCACCACCUCCACCCCCCGUUCCCUUGGCGCCCGUUCUUGAUGAUGUACUGCUGGUCGAUGGCAGCGGGACCAUGCCAAUGAUUGAUCCGCAAAUGGCGGAGCAACUGUUCUAUUCCUACAAUUGGUUUCAGGAGGAAAUGGCGAGCUACUAUACCCUUUGA